UGGAGGCGGAUGGGUGGAGCUUUCAUGUUUUAUUUUUUUGUUCUUUCUACAUGAUUUGGCUUUUAAAAUGUGUACAAACAAGAACUCACUUUGAGUUUAGCGGAAAGAUCCAGCUGGUUCUGUUUGAAUCUGCUCCGAGGUGCUAUGGGGAGCUCUGUGGAGCAGAUCGUCCUCUUUGGGCUUCUGCUGGCUUUCGCUGCUGCACAACCAACGAAGGAUGACUGGGACAUUUACAGCUUUCACAUCAACUCCACUGUCAGCGGCCGAUAUGCCACCACCGUCAUCACCAGCCGUGUGGCCAACCGUAUGAAUCAGUCAAAAGAAAUUGUGUUCCAUGUUCAGAUUCCCAAGAAUGCCUUCAUCAGUAAAUUCAGAAUGAUGAUGGACAAGGAAGUGUUUGAUGGAGUUGUGAAAACUAAGGAACGAGCUCAGCAGCAGUACAGUCAGGCUGUGCUUCUUGGACAAAGUGCCGGGAUUGUCAGUUCUGUAGGGAGAACCAUGGAGGAAUUUAAGACAUCUGUGGCUGUAGCGGCCCACAAAAAGGUCACCUUUGAACUCACCUACGAGGAGCUGCUGAAGCGAACCCACGGCAAAUACGAGCUGCAGAUCCACGCUCGCCCCAUGCAGCCAGUCAGAGACUUUAAGGUGGAUGUGCACAUUCAUGAGAAAGCUGGGAUCAGUUUCAUUAAUGUGAAAGGAGGACUGAGCACCCUGGCUAAUGCUAUCACCAAAACACACGCAGACAAACAGGCGUGGGUGCACUUCUAUCCAACUGUGGACCAACAGAAAACUUGUGAAAGGUGUGGAGAGCGGGGUCUGAAUGGAGAUCUGGUCAUUGUUUAUGACGUCAACCAAGACAACGGACUGGGAGACGUCAAGAUUUUAGACGGAUACUUUGUCCAUCACUUUGCUCCAUCUAAUCUUCCCCGAAUACCAAAAAAUGUCGUUUUUGUUAUCGACAAAAGUGGCUCAAUGAGCGGCAGAAAAAUGGAACAGACUCGAACGGCUUUAAUCCAUAUUUUAAAUGACCUGACAGAAGACGACUUCUUUGGUAUCAUCAGUUUUAAUCACGCCAUAUUUCACUGGAAAACAGAACUUGUUCCAGCCAUUGCUUCAAAUGUGGAGAGGGCUAAAGAGUUUGCGCAGAGUAUUCGUGACGGUGGAGCUACAAACAUCAAUGACGCGCUGUUGGAAGGAGCUCGCAUGCUGAAUGCACAAAGCAGGAUAGGCUCGGCUUCCAUCCUGAUAUUUCUCACUGACGGAGACCCAACAGCAGGAGAAACUAAUUUAGAAAGAAUACAGUCAAACGUCAGAGAAGCUGUUGCAGAAAAAUUUCCACUCUACUGUCUUGGUUUUGGCUCUGAUGUCAAUUUUGAGUUUUUGGAGAAAAUGUCACUGCAGAAUAAUGGCGUGGCAAGACGGAUUUAUGUAGACUCUGAUGCCGAUUUACAGCUCAAGGGUUUCUAUGAAGAAGUGGCCACUCCUUUGUUAACAGAUAUUACAAUGAUCUAUGUGGGUGGAUCCAAUCUAACCAAAACAAAUUUCAGUCAGUAUUAUAACGGUUCUGAAAUCGUUGUGGCUGGUGAGAUCACAGACAACAAUGUAGAAACCUUCACUCCCCAAGUCGUGGCUUACUCAAGCAACAGAAGAGUGACAUUUUCUAACACAAGUGGUUCUACGGACCAGCCCAGUGAAACGGUGGCUGAAAACCUUCUGCAGAGGGUUUGGGCCUACCUCACAGUUAAACAGCUUCUAGACAGAGAGCUGCUGUUAUCUGGACCUGAGAAAGAGAAAGUGAGCAAAGAGGCGCUGGAGCUGUCCCUGAAGUACAGCUUUGUGACUCCACUGACAUCCAUGGUGGUCACCAAGCCUCAGGGGGAGGAAUCCGUCCUCCACAAACCCAAAGAAGGAGCUGCUACAUUUCCUUCCAGUUUUGCUGAUCCUGGAAGAGCUCAGACCCUUUCCACAGGAGGAAGAGCUUGGGUCCCUUUAAUGACCCCUUCUGCAGGAAGAGUUUCCAAGCUUUCCAGAGGUGCUGCUGCUCCUAACAUUCAUUCCCUUCCUUCUUCUGGCUCUGGCUUUGGAGUUGGUCUUCCUGGUCCUCCACCUCCUCCAGGUUUUGGUCUUUCUAGUCUUCCACCUCCUCCAGGUUUUGGUCUUCCUGGUCCUCCACCUCCUCCAGGUUUUGGUCUUCCUGGUCCUCCAGAUUUUGGUCUUCCUGGUCCUCCAGGUCCUCCUGGUUUUGGUCCUCCUGAUUCUCCUGGUUCUCCUGGUUUCGCUCCUCCUGGUCCUCCAGGUCAUCCUGGUUUCGCUCCACCAGGUUCUCCUGGUUCUCCUGGUUUUGAUCCUCCUGCACUUAUCAGUCACCGGUUUCUGUUUAAGACUGAGAAUCAGUCUGCUCCCGUUUGCUUUGACGUGCCUGGAUUUCAUGUUCUUAAACUUUUUCAUCAUCCCAGCAAGAGCAUAUACAUAAAUGGCGCGCUUAAUCCAGUGACAAAUGGGGGCUUCAGAAAAAUUCUCAUCCAAGUUCAAAGUGGCCAUUAUAUUGACAUCAACCCCGAGGGAAUCUGGGCCCUGCAGGGAGGGUCUAUUAUCCAGAUCACUGGACAGAAUCCCAUCCAAGCUGGAAGUGUUACAGUGACCCCUCGAGGUCAAGAAACAGAUGUUUUGGCAGAAGACUUGCACAUCGUCGUCUUAGUUCAUCAGAGGGACGGCAACAAAUUCCUUUGGCCUGUUUUAAAAAAGAGACCAUCUGGCAGCGACACUGAUGGGAUUCUAGUUUCAACACCUGCUAAUUAUACGGUGGAAUCACACCCAUCCCAAACAUUACUGAAGAUCCCAGGCAGAUUUGAUAGUCCAGUGUUCAGUUCAUUCGCAACUGACUACAGUGUGGCGUCUCCUGUGACUGUGCAGUGCUGGUUCACCAUGAAUCUCCUUAUCCUAGGAAAACCUCUGCCUUUUUAUGUUGUAUAACUCUUCAAUGGCUGAAUUCAAUUCAAAUCAGCUUAUUUCAUGAAAUAAUGUAGAAAAUUAUUUUAGAAAUAACCAAGGUAUGAAGUAAAAAGUGCCAAAAACAUUACAAUCUGCUUUUUUAUUGGCCAGGCAGCGCAGUGAAGAAUAGUGAACACAUUUGUCUUUUUAUCUACCCCAUAAAAGACAAAAAGAAAUGUA
Molecule: messenger RNA, 3171 nt
Organism: Poecilia latipinna (sailfin molly)
Lineage: Eukaryota; Metazoa; Chordata; Actinopteri; Cyprinodontiformes; Poeciliidae
Product: inter-alpha-trypsin inhibitor heavy chain H3-like
Exons: 25
Coding region: 145-2973 (942 amino acids)
Source: RefSeq, a predicted model, not a curated record